AAACUUUAAUAAUUUAUCAUUUUAAUUUGACAAAUACUGACACAUAGUAAGUAAGAUAUAGUUAAUGCUUCACGUUGCGCAUUAUUUCAAACGGUGUUGAAAGUGUACGGAUCUGGAAGACUCGAGAUGAAUGCUGUCUACUUAAGAGUUGUAACGCUCAUGUUAACAUGUUCAGUGGGCAUCGUGUUCUCCCAAGGAAAACAAUCGGUAUGUGCAGACAUAGUCUUUGCAAUAGAGACAUCAUGCAGCGUUGAUGACGAAACAAAGGCACUCGCAAAAUUAUUCAUAAAAGAUUUCGUGGCUCAGUUUGAUUCCGUUAAAGAAGGAAAUGUGAGUAAUGUCGCAACUCAGUUCGGCAUGAUAGCAUACGACGUCGAAGCACGCCAUGUGUUUACGUUUAAUGAAAAACUCUCCAAACUGGAAAUCUUGAACAAGAUUGAAAACUUUCAAAUGGAAACGAUCGAUUGUAAAACCCACACCCAAAAUGCUAUCAAUAUGGCGAAAACAGAUUUCUUUGAGUCAGAUGCAAACGACAAUCGCAGUCCAGACGCCUUGUUUGUUAUCACAGACGGGCGAACGCAGCCUCAGAAAUUUAUCCCAGAAACUACAUCUGCCAUCCGAGAAUUGCGAAAGACCGUACGGACAAUUGCUAUCGAGCUGCCAAACAAGAAGGGUCGCGAAUUGUUACCAGACACCCAAGAACAACUUGAAACAUUGGCAGACGAUGCGGAUCGAUUUCAACUGGAUAACGAAACAGACACAGAAGAACUUGCAUCUACAGUGUUUGAUCACUUUUUGAGUAUAAGUGAAUUCGUUUGUCCACCGGAAGACCCGGUGCAUCCAUGUCACGCGAAAUGCCAGUACACGCCCCCACCUCCCAAGACAGAACAACCUGGACUGCGUCGGUACAAACGGGUGAACGCGAUCUUGGAUUGCACAUAUGAAGAUGACUGCGACAUUCAAUUUCUCAAAGACUUUGCAGCUGAACUUGAUCGGCAACCUAAAUGCAAAAUGUAUUAUCCACUAAAGGCAGUAGCAGAGAAUCGGCUAUAUGUAGUGUAUGGCUGUGACAGCGCGGGACAUCUAGAGAAAGCACUGUUGACGAAAGAUUCUCGUUUUAAAUGCCAUGUACAGCCAGUAAUGGACUACUAUGACUUUGCGAUAUUGACACUUGGUCUCGAGAUGUCUCGAGAUAAUUUGGAGGCUAUAAUGCCAAGAGCCUCUCUAAAGUGUGAAACGCUUGUAGCUGUAUUCCGUGAGCUUAGCUACCCACCAGGUAAGACGUACGAUGAAAUCAUGUCUGCGUGGAGAGCACAUGCGAUGAUUUCGUUUUUACAGAAAGGGACACCUGAAGGUGGAAAUCGGGAAGUCUUCCAUUAUGUGGGAGAGGAAAGGGAAGUGGUUUUCCGGGUCUGGGACAAUCCAGAGCAAUUGGACUACAACGUAAUAUCCGGUGGCUGGGUGCUUCAAAAGAAUGUGACGUCAGGCAUAUCGCAUCGAUCGAGGACUUUAAUUCACUUAGACUGUAUCUGUAAUCCCGACCGCGAUAUGUACAGAUAAACAAUUGAGACAAACCGUAGAGUAGUACUAGUGAUUGUAUAUAUGUAGCUGAUGAUUGUAUACCCGAAGCUGAUGGUUGUUUACCUGCAGCUGAUCAUUGUUUACCUGCAGCCGAUGAUUGAAUGCCAGUAGCUGAUGAUUGUACAUCUACAGCUGAUGAUUGUAUACUUGAAGCUGAUGAUUGUAUACCUAAAGUUGAUGAUUGUAUAUCUACAGCUGAUAUGCACAAUCAUUGUGGCAAUAUUCGCAUUCAUUUACGACCGACGGGAGUCGAGUAAACGAAGAUGAGAAUUUAGAAAAUCCCGUUUCUCUAAUAAGUAAUAAGACAUU
Molecule: messenger RNA, 1890 nt
Organism: Owenia fusiformis
Lineage: Eukaryota; Metazoa; Annelida; Polychaeta; Sabellida; Oweniidae
Source: the annotation of a GenBank genome assembly